CAGCGAACCGAGAGGCGGAGGGACGCCGGGGUCCGGAGCCGUCCUGCAGCCGCCGGCCGGGAGGCGACAGCGAACCGAGAGGCGGAGGGACGCCGGGGUCCGGAGCCGUCCUGCAGCCGCCGGCCGGGCAGCUUCACGGGGGGUGGCGGUCUGCACGGCCCUGCCCCAAGCGGGUAGCUGGCGCCAGCGAUGUCGGGCGUGAGGACUCGUGCACACGGGGCUGGAGAACAGGGGCUGAGGAUGGUCGAGAUGACCAAAGUGGCCAGGACUACCGAGCUGGAGUUCGGAGGCCCCCUAGGUGCGCUGGUACUGGUCGCCCUGCUGCCCUGCACCGUUCUCUACCUGCUGCUCGCCUGCCGUACAGAGGCAGCCGGCCUCCUGAACAACCCCCUGCCCCGGGUGGAGCCAAGCCAGCUCUGGGACCCCGCCGCCCUGCUCCUCGUUCUUGCCUGGCUUGCCCUCCAGUCUCUGCUCUACCUUCUUCCUCUGGGUAAGGUUACACAAGGCAUGCCACUCCGGGAUGGCACCCGUCUCUCCUACCGGAUUAAUGGUCUGCAUGCCUUGGUGAUCACCGGGCUCCUGACAGCAGUGGGCGCCGCCUGCGGGCUGCCCCUCGCCCACGUUCACGACUGCUGCGUGCAGCUCGCCUGCGUCUGCAUUCUGACCUCGUUUGCCCUCAGUGUCCUCCUCUACGCCCACUCGCUGUGCGCGCCCGAGGAGGCCCUGGCACCUGGCGGGAACUCGGGCAACCCCAUCUACGAUUUCUUCAUCGGGCACGAGCUGAACCCGCGCAUUGGCAACUUUGACCUCAAAUACUUCUGCGAACUCCGGCCGGGGCUGAUCGGUUGGGUAAGUGACUGGCGGUCCCCUUCGACCCGCUCGUCCGGCGGGGAGAUCACGGCACGGUGCACUCGGAGAGGCGUUUUGUGUAGCGGGUGAGUCUCAGGCCAGCUUCGGAACAGAGAGAACGGUGCGCAAUAGGUCCUUCCGAACCUCUCAAUCCUUAGAUUUCAACCUUGCCUAAUCACGGGACAGUUUACACGAGUAAUUAACCUGCCAACCGGUCGGCGUCUUUGGACUGUGGGAGGAAACCGGAAAACCCGGGGGUGAACCCACAUUCAAACUCUUCACAGGCCGCGGUGGGGAUCGAACCAGGUUUUUGUUGCUGUGGUCUUCACAGACACCCGCAAAGCAGAGAGAAAAAUCCCGGAGAAUGAAUGACAGAAAUAUCAGAACCCCAAAGCACCCCCCCCCCCCCCGCACAAACAGCAGGAAAAGCAUCAGCCCUCCCCCCCACUUGCUCCAGCAAAGCACCAAACCGCCCCCCAUCCCAGCCUCCCUCCCCACUCAAGCUGUAGCAAAGCCGCCAGAGAGAUCUUGAUCGAGAGCCCAUUUAAAAAGUACACUUCGCCAUCUGGGAAGGACG
Molecule: messenger RNA, 1426 nt
Organism: Hypanus sabinus (Atlantic stingray)
Lineage: Eukaryota; Metazoa; Chordata; Chondrichthyes; Myliobatiformes; Dasyatidae
Product: delta(14)-sterol reductase TM7SF2-like
Exons: 6
Coding region: 190-939 (249 amino acids)
Biological process (GO): sterol biosynthetic process
Cellular component (GO): endoplasmic reticulum membrane; nuclear inner membrane
Molecular function (GO): oxidoreductase activity, acting on the CH-CH group of donors, NAD or NADP as acceptor
Source: RefSeq, a predicted model, not a curated record